This is a messenger RNA of Eruca vesicaria subsp. sativa (arugula), 1812 nucleotides long. Lineage: Eukaryota; Viridiplantae; Streptophyta; Magnoliopsida; Brassicales; Brassicaceae. The record is from the annotation of a GenBank genome assembly.
AUGAGGAGAGCGAUUGCGAUUGCGAUUGCGAUUGCGAUUGCGACGAAGGUGAAAGGUAUUGUUGUCCAUGGUAGAAGUGCUCCUUUAUCCUUUAUCUUCUGUUGGAGGAAACGAGCUUUCUCUGCUCUCAGUAAUGAUAACAGAGAGAAAUUGAGAAAUGGUCUUAGUGCUAUUAAGUUAGAGGAUGCGGUUGGUUUGUUCAGUGAGAUGGUAAACUCUCGUCCUUUCCAUUCCAUUAUCGAGUUUAGUAAACUAUUGACUGCAAUUGCCAAGAUGAAGAAGUAUGAUGUCGUCAUCUCUCUGGGUGAGCAGAUGGAGAAGUUAGGGAUUUCACAUGAUCUCUUUACUUACAGUCUUUUGAUUAAUUGUUUCUGCCGCUCCUCACAGCUACCUCUGGCAUUAGGUAUGGUUGGAAAGAUGAUGAAACAUGGUUAUGAGCCCAAUGUUGUCACUCUUUCUUCGCUUCUCAAUGGAUACUGCCGCUGUAACAUGAUCUCAGAGGCUGUAGCGUUGCUUGAUCAAAUGGUGGAAACGGGAUAUCAACCUAACACAGUCACAUUCACAACUCUAAUCCAUGGCCUUUUUCUCAACAACAAAGCUUCUGAAGCUGUGUAUUUAGUUGAACGGAUGGUUGAGAAAGGAUGUCAACCAGAUCUGGUCACUUAUGGUUCUGUUGUAAAUGGAUUAUGUAAGAGAGGUGAUAUUGACUUGGCUUUAGAUCUUCUCAAGAAGAUGGACAAGAGGAAAUUAGAGGCGAAUGUUGUGGUCUACAGCACAAUCAUUGAUGGUCUUUGCAAAUACAAACAUGUCGAUGAUGCACUAAACCUAUUCAAUAAACUGGAGGAAAAAGGAGUUAGAGGAAAUGUUGUUACUUACAACUCCCUCAUAAGCUGUCUUUGUUGUUAUGGAAGAUGGAGCGACGCAUCUCGACUACUGAGCCAUAUGAUUGAGAGGAAAAUUAGUCCCGAUGUUAUUACUUUCAAUGCACUGAUUGAUGGAUUUGGGAAAGAAGGGAAACUUUUGGAGGCAAAAAAGUUGUAUAAGGAGAUGAUUAAUAGGUCUAUAUGUCCUGAUGUUUUCACAUAUAAUUCAUUGAUCAAUGGGUUUUACAUGAACAAUCGCAUUGACGAGGCCAAGGAGAUGUUUGAUUUGAUGGUUAGCAAGGAUUGUUACCCAAACGUAGUGACAUAUAAUACUCUCAUAAAUGGAUUUUUAACUUACAACACUCUUAUCCAAGGCUUUUUCCAAUAUGGGGACUGUGAGAAUGCUCAAGAAAUUUUCAAACAGAUGGUUUCUUGUGGUGUGCCUCCCAGUAUUUGGACAUACAACAUUUUGUUAGAUGGGCUUUGUGAUAAGGGGAACCUAGAGAAAGCGUUGGUCAUAUUCAAGGAUAUGCAAAAUAGUGGAAUGGAGCUUGAUAUUAUUACAUAUACUAUCAUCAUUGAGGGGAUGUGCAAGGCUGGUAAAGUGGAAGAAGCAUGGGAAUUAUUUUGUAGCCUUGGCCUCGAAGGAGUGAAGCUUAAUGUUAAAACGUACACUAUAAUGAUCUCAGGAUUAUGUGUGAAACGCUUAAAGCAGGAAGCUGUUGCCUUGUUUAGAAAAAUGAAGGAAGACGGACCUCUCCCAAAUGAUCGUACCUAUAAUGCGCUAAUCAGGGCACAUCUGAGGGAUGGUGACAAAGCUGCAUCAGCAGAACUCAUCAAAGAAACGAGAGGUUCUGGGUUUGAAGGAGAUGCUUCAACCUUUGGUUUGGUUACUAAUAUGUUAUAUGAUGGGAGAUUGAGCAAAAGCUUCCUCGAUAUGAUUUCUUAA